Artibeus jamaicensis (Jamaican fruit-eating bat) is the source of this 138-nucleotide messenger RNA. Its product is annotated as thymosin beta-15A-like. Gene Ontology annotation, cellular component: cytoplasm. Lineage: Eukaryota; Metazoa; Chordata; Mammalia; Chiroptera; Phyllostomidae. The transcript has a single exon. The record is from RefSeq and is a predicted model, not a curated record. Gene Ontology annotation, biological process: regulation of cell migration; actin filament organization. Bases 1 to 138 code for a protein of 45 amino acids. Gene Ontology annotation, molecular function: actin monomer binding.
AUGAGUGAUAAGCCAGACUUGUCUGAAGUGGAGAAGUUGGACAGGUCAUCACUGACAAAAACUAGCACCAAAGAAAAAACUGAACUCCCCUCAAAGGAAACUACCCAGCAAGACAAAGAGUGUGUUCAAAUGUCAUAA